This is a messenger RNA of Aphidius gifuensis, 1283 nucleotides long. Its product is annotated as orexin receptor type 2-like. Gene Ontology annotation, molecular function: orexin receptor activity. Lineage: Eukaryota; Metazoa; Arthropoda; Insecta; Hymenoptera; Braconidae. The annotation marks the transcript as partial. The record is from RefSeq and is a predicted model, not a curated record. Gene Ontology annotation, cellular component: membrane. Gene Ontology annotation, biological process: G protein-coupled receptor signaling pathway; feeding behavior. The transcript is spliced from 6 exons.
UAUGAUGAUGGUGAUGAUAAUAGUACAACAAAUAUCAGUAAUAUUAUAAAAAAUUGUACAAAUGAUUAUUGCAUAUCUGAUGAGGAUUACAUUGAUCUCAUUGCUGAUUAUCUUAAACCGACAAUUUACGGUUGGUUUCUCAUAACAAUGCAUACAAUUGUUUUUUUCGGUGGUAUUAUUGGUAAUUCAUUAGUUUGCAUUGCUGUUUAUAGAAAUCAUUCAAUGAGAACAGUUACUAAUUAUUUUAUAACAAAUUUGGCUUUUGCUGAUAUAUUAGUUAUUUUUUUUUGUUUACCACCUACUGUACUUUGGGAUGUUACUGAAACUUGGUUUUUUGGUGAAAAAUUAUGUAAAAUUAUUUUAUAUAUACAGACGGUGUCUGUUAGUGUUAGUAUCUUGACCCUAACAUUUAUAUCAAUCGAUCGUUGGUAUGCCAUAUGUUUUCCUCUGGAAUUCAAGUCAACAACGAGUCGUGCAAAAAAAGCAAUUUUAUUUAUUUGGAUUGUUUCACUUAUUAUCGAUGCACCUGAUCUAUUUGUCUUACAUGUAGAACCAGCAAGCCAUCUUAAAGUUGAUACAAUUUUUUAUACUCAAUGUGAAACAUCUUGGAGUAGAAAUAGCGAAAAAAUAUUUAUUUAUACUAAAUUAAUAUUUUUUUAUUUUGGUCCAUUGACGUUUAUGUCAUUUGCAUAUGCACAAAUAAUACGUGUUUUAUGGAAAAGUGAAAUACCUGGUUAUAAUUGUAAUGUUCCACCAGUUACUGAAAUAACAUCAUCAACAAUGAUUCAUGAAAACCUUGAAGGACAAUUAAAUUCACGAAGAAAAGCAGCUAAAAUGUUGGUAGCUGUUGUUCUUGUAUUUGGAAUAUGUUAUUUUCCAGUUCAUUUACUCUCAAUACUAAGAUUAUCAUCAAUUGGUCUACCAUCAAAUGAUUUCACAGUUGCAUUCAGUCUCAUAGCCCAUUGGCUUUGUUAUGCCAACAGUGCAAUUAAUCCAAUUAUUUACAACUUUAUGAGUGGUAAAUUUCGUAAAGAAUUUAAACAUUCAUUUUAUUGUGCUCAUGGUGGAUCAUCUUACGAUCGUAAAUUUGAUGGAAGAGUUGUAUAUCAAUUUCCUGGUACAUCACAAAUCACCGGAGGAAGACAACGUACUUUAAAAUUUAUUUUUAAAAAUAAUAAUAAUAAUAUUGAAGGACACAAAAGUAGUGAAAUUAUUCCACUAAGUGAAAUAUCUCAUUCACGACAAAGUAAAAGUAUUUAAAUUAAUUUUAUAUACGUUUUUAA